This is a messenger RNA of Megalopta genalis, 689 nucleotides long. It is a transcript of the gene EMC5, whose product is annotated as ER membrane protein complex subunit 5. NCBI's taxonomy places the organism in Eukaryota, Metazoa, Arthropoda, Insecta, Hymenoptera, Halictidae. The record is from RefSeq and is a predicted model, not a curated record. Gene Ontology annotation, cellular component: early endosome; Golgi apparatus; plasma membrane.
GAACUAUCGAUCAUAGAAAGUCGAUGUAUCGAGCAGAUGAUUGUUUUUGCUAGAAAUUUGUGAGGUGUCAUAAUAAAUACGAUGCCUGCCACAACAGUGCAUAAAUUUAUAACAUUUAUUGGUAUAUUGUCGAUACUGCAUGCUGCUUAUUCGGCUGCACAACAUCGUUCUUACUUACGAAUAACGGAACAAGAGUUUACUACUUUACCAAUUGAUAUCUUAAUACAAGGUAUUGUCAGCUUAUUUAUGGUUAUGUACGGUAUUAUGUACAUUGCCGGCGAUUUCAAAGAAAUUCGAGCGGUAGUCGACUUGGAAAAUAAGUCUUGGGAAACUCUACGGAACCUUCCAUCAUUCCAGGUGUUUAACCAUCGUGGUAGAUACUUGUACUCGGAGUAUAUGUAAUAAACGUAUCUGUAUUAAAUUAAUUUGUACAAAAUGUAGCUUUAUUGCGGUUUACUAAAAAUCAUAACAAGAAUUCUAGAAAUAUUUUUUCACACUGUAACCACCACAUAUGCCAAACAAUAUUUUAUAGUUUUAACGAUGAAAAACAAUCAAGAUGCUGUAGAACACGGCUUCAAUUUCUUAUUCUGUAUUUAAAAAUAUACACGAAUGUAUACAUACUUUUUAUGGACACAGCUAUAAAAUAUAAAUAAAAAAAGAAUGUUGAUAUUUUUGUUCCAAUUUUUAGC